AUGCCGGACAUUGCUACCCUUCAGGCGCUUUACUCAACCGAUCCAAAUGCUCUUUUCACUACCAUUAAUGCCAUUUACGAUCGCAUUGAAUGUGAAGGCUUGAAUCCUGUGUGGAUUGCACUUAUUUCUCGUGAAAAUACUCUAGCUCGAAUAGAGCAAUUGACGCUUAUAGCAGAAGAAGAUCGAAGAAAACUGCCACUUUUUGGUAUUCCAUUUGCUGUAAAAGACAAUAUUGAUGUAGUUGGUUUAGCGACCACAGAUGCAUGUCCAACGUUUGCUUGCGGAUCGGCAACUGAAAGUGCACAUGUCGUUGUGAAACUCGAGCAAGCAGGUGCUAUUCUCAUCGGCAAAACAAAUAUGGAUCAAUUUGCAACAGGCCUCGUAGGUACACGUACACCCUGUGGUGCCUGUGCAAGCGUCUUUAAUUCGAAUUACAUCUCUGGUGGCUCAAGUUCCGGUUCAGCAGUAGCAGUAGCAAGUGGUUUGGUUACAUUUGCUUUGGGAACGGACACAGCCGGAUCGGGACGCGUCCCGGCAAUGUUCAAUAAUGUGAUUGGACUCAAGCCCACACAUGGAUUACUGAGCACGCGUGGUGUAGUACCUGCCUGUCGCACUCUUGACUGUGUUUCUAUCUUUACGGAAACAGCCUUAGAUGCUUCAAUUGUUCUGGCAGUUGUACGUGGUUUUGACGAGCUGGAUCCCUAUUCUCGUGUACCAUCGCCUUCGUCUGGUUCAGCACCAUGGAGUAUCGCACCAAUCUUUCGGUUCGGUGUACCAACACUUAGCACAUGCGAAUUUUUUGGUGACAUUUAUAAUCCUAUACUUUUUCAAAAAGCAAUCGAUGUCAUUAAGCAUGAUCUCGGCGGUGAACCAGUGGAUAUUGAUCUUACACCUUUCUUAGCUGUGGGCAGUCUAGUCUAUAAAGGCCCAUGGGUAUCUGAGCGAUACGCUGCUGUUGGCCAGUUCAUCGAGCAACAUGUAAAAGACAUAGAUCCAACAGUACAUACCAUUAUUACUAAAGCAAAAUAUUAUACUGCAGUUGAUGCAUUUAAUGCCGCCUACGAACUCGAGGGAUUAAAGAAAAAAAUUCAUACGUUAUGGGAAAAGUUCGAUAUUCUUCUCGUUCCAACCGCACCGCGAACUUAUACCAUUGAUGAGAUAGCUGAGGCACCGAUCGAGCGUAACAGUCAUUUAGGAUACUACACGAGCUUUGUAAAUCUGCUCGAUUUCGCGGCCAUUGCUAUACCCGCCGGUAUGCGUUCCGACGGUCUGCCUUUUGGUAUUACUUUGAUUGGACCAGCGUUCACUGAUACUGCUCUUCUGUUGCUUGGAGAUCGUAUACAUCGCGCGCUUGCCACUAAUCUUGGUGGAUCUACGCGUCCUUUGGCAAACACACCAAAGUUAUUACCAACUGAAGGUUAUGGUGCGUCCUCGAACUGUUUCUUUAUCGCAGUUGUCGGUACACAUCUGUCUGGUCAACCACUCAAUUAUCAACUUACAGAACGUAAAGCUCGACUCGUGCGCACCUGCCGUACUCACCCAGACUAUCGUCUUUACGUGCUCAAGGAUUGUGUUCCACUCAAGCCUGGCGUGGUGCGCGUGUUAGAUUCCAAAGGACCCGGUAUUGAACUUGAAAUUUGGGCUCUUCCCAUCGAUGGUGUAGCUAGCUUUAUUGAUAUGAUUCCACCACCACUUUCUAUAGGCAAUAUUUUUCUUGAAGAUGGGCGUGUUGUCAAGGGAUUUCUGGUAGAACCAUCAGCUUUGGAUGGUGCGCAGGAUAUCACACAUACUGGUGGAUGGCGAGCCUAUCUCAAUAGCAUAAACUCAAGUGCAUAG
This is a messenger RNA of Rotaria sp. Silwood1, 1836 nucleotides long. Lineage: Eukaryota; Metazoa; Rotifera; Eurotatoria; Philodinida; Philodinidae. The record is from the annotation of a GenBank genome assembly.